AUGGCAGCCAUGGCAAAAACCACCCUCAUCUCCUCCCUCUCCAAAUCCCACACCAAAUCCCUCUUCCACGGCUCCCCCAUCCCCAUCAAAUCCACCCCCUGCCACAUAAAAUCCUCCGCCACCAUCUCCACUGCCGCUUACAACCUCGACACUUUCAAAUUCAACCCCAUUAAGGAGUUUGUCGUCUCCCGCGAGAUGACCCGCCGCUACAUGACCAACAUGAUCACCUUCGCCGACACCGACGUCGUGGUCGUCAACGCCGGCCUCUCCUGCGCCUACGAGCUCAGCAAGAACCCCAGCGUCAACGUCGCCAUCAUCGAACAAUCCGUCAGCCCCGGCGGCGGCGCGUGGCUUGGCGGCCAGCUCUUCUCCGCCAUGGUCGUCCGCAAGCCCGCCCACCGCUUCCUCGACGAGCUCCACAUCGCAUACGACGAGCAGGACGACUACGUGGUCAUCAAGCACGCCGCCCUCUUCAUCUCCACCAUCAUGAGCAAGCUCCUCGCCAGCCCCAUCGUCAAGCUCUUCAACGCCGUCGCCGCCGAGGACCUCAUCGUCAAGCCAAGCGGCGUCGUCGGAGUCGUCACGAACUGGGCCCUCAUGUCGAUAAACCACAACACCCAGUCGUGUAUGGACCCCAACGUCAUGGAGGCCAAGGUCGUCGUGAGCUCGUGCGGCCACGACGGCCCCUUCGGCGCCACCGGCGUCAAGCGCCUCCGCAGCAUCGGGAUGAUCAACACCAUCCCCGGGAUGAAGGCCCUCGACAUGAACAUGGCCGAGGACGCCAUCGUGAGACACACCCGGGAGGUCGUCCCGGGGAUGAUCGUCACCGGGAUGGAGGUCGCCGAGAUCGAUGGCGCCACCAGAAUAGUAAAGAUUGAACUCUAA
Salvia splendens (bonfire salvia) is the source of this 885-nucleotide messenger RNA. Its product is annotated as thiamine thiazole synthase, chloroplastic. NCBI's taxonomy places the organism in Eukaryota, Viridiplantae, Streptophyta, Magnoliopsida, Lamiales, Lamiaceae. The record is from RefSeq and is a predicted model, not a curated record. The transcript has a single exon. The coding region runs from base 1 to 885 and encodes 294 amino acids.